This is a messenger RNA of Colletotrichum gloeosporioides, 1548 nucleotides long. RefSeq names its product Isotrichodermin C-15 hydroxylase. NCBI's taxonomy places the organism in Eukaryota, Fungi, Ascomycota, Sordariomycetes, Glomerellales, Glomerellaceae. The record is from RefSeq and is a predicted model, not a curated record. Bases 1 to 1548 code for a protein of 515 amino acids. The transcript is spliced from 9 exons. Gene Ontology annotation, molecular function: heme binding; iron ion binding; oxidoreductase activity, acting on paired donors, with incorporation or reduction of molecular oxygen.
AUGAAUUACGAUAAUAUCAUCGUAAAUGAGACCCAUGAAUCCAGGUCUAGCUGGUCUAUUGGAUCCCAGUUUGCCAAGAGAGUCCACAAUACGUCGCAGCAAUGGGAAUGGAAAGCAGUCGUUACAUGGAUAAUUACUAUCCCGUAUGGAGCUACAAUUUAUGGUUUCAUCCCCUGGCAAAGUUUCCAGGACCAACUUUGGGCCGGUGUUCUCUGCACUCGGGGCAAAAUUCACAUUGCAGUUGAGCGAGCCCAUGACAAAUAUGUCCGGAUCUCGCCUAAUGAGCUCUCAUUUGCCAGUGCGGAGAGCUGGAAAGCGAUCUACGGUCACCCCGGAAGCGGCAGGCAGAUUGCGCGAAAAGGGCCUUUCUAUGACGUCCUGGCUGCCGGCUUCAGCAGUAGAUGCAUCGGAAGCGAGCGUGAUCCACAGAAACACUCUGUUAUGCGCAAGAUGUUGAGCCCAUCUUUUUCCCAACGCGUCUUGGUCGAACAAGAGGAUAUUAUCUCGGAAAUUGUUGACAAGUUUGUCACGAAUAUGGGAGAAAAGGGCGGCCCUGGAACAAAAGGUUUGAACAUGACCAAAUGUUACAACAUGAAUUCGUUUGAAAUUCUUGGGGAGAUGGCUUUCGGAGAGAGCUUCCGCAGUCUUGACAUUGAUAUCCUGAAUUCCUGGGCAGACACUGCCCUCGAGCAUCUCUACAUUGUCACUCUGAUUGACAAUUUGCGGCGCAUUGGCUGGGUGUCCAAACUUGCAAGACUACUCAUUCCCACAUGGAUCGUCACCAACAACCAGCAUUCGAACUAUAGCCGUCAACAAGUCGAGAACCGUCUUCAAAUCAAAGCAGCUCGAAGCGACUUCGUCAGUCCGCUCGUCGACAAGGUUCGCGCAGGAGAGAUCUCCAAGGAGGAAAUGACAGCUCACGUUUCAACGAUCGCAAUUGCUGGUGGAGAGACCGUGGCAACUACUUUAUCAGCCUUGACAUGUUUCCUCGGUCAAAAUCCAGAGAAGCUGAACCUUCUCACCCAGGAGAUUCGUGCCGCUUUCAAUACUUAUGACGAAAUAACCGGAUGGAAGGCCCAGCAACUACCAUAUCUGCAAGCGGUUAUUAACGAAGGUCUCAGACUGUUUCCUCCCGCUUCUGGGGGCGCGACUAGGCUUUCUCCCGGCUUUGAGCUGCACGGCCAAUAUAUACCUGAAGGCACCGACAUCAGCGUCAGUCCCUGGUCCACCGUUCACAAUCCUGAGCAUUUCUCCGACCCCUGGAAUUUCAAACCAGAGCGAUGGGUGGACCCUCAUUGCAAAGAUAAUAAGGAUGCCAGCCGUCCUGAGUCGCAAUUCACUCUCAUCGCUCUGAAAUUCGACGGGUUUGACAAAUUUGCUACGUUUAGCUUUGCAUGGAUGGAGUUGAACCUCAUGUUGGCGAAGCUUCUGUGGACGUAUGACAUGGAACUCGUGGAUAAAGAUAUUAAAUUCAUAGAGCAGAGCAGAGUGCAUGUGUUGUGGUGGAAACCGGAAUUGUUUGUUAGAUGGCAUAGACGUCCUACGUAA